Molecule: messenger RNA, 883 nt
Organism: Pongo pygmaeus (Bornean orangutan)
Lineage: Eukaryota; Metazoa; Chordata; Mammalia; Primates; Hominidae
Gene: CCDC182
Product: coiled-coil domain containing 182
Exons: 1
Coding region: 94-555 (153 amino acids)
Source: RefSeq, a predicted model, not a curated record
UCUCCACUCCGAAUGAUCGUGUCUCUAGCCAAAAAUAUUUAUUGACCUGGUUGGUCUCUUGGCUUCCUCUCUUUGUCCAACAUAGAAGAGACAAUGGAACCCCUCUACCAGGCUGGGUCCAUUCUCAUGACGGUGAAUACCCUACAGGGGAAGAAAAUGGUAGAGAGUGGCCUCCAGUCUGGAGACCUUUCCUUGUCCCAGUCAUGGCCCUCCUGCCUCCCACCACCCGCUGACUUGGAGAUCCUGCAGCAGAAGGUGGCCGGGGUGCAACGGGAACUGGAGGACUUUAAGAAAGAGGCAUUGAAGUCCAUCCAUUACCUUGAAGACGCCUUCUGCGAGAUGAAUGGAGCCCUGGUGCAACAGGAGGAGCAGGCGGCUCGCGUGAGGCAGCGGCUAAGGGAGGAGGAGGACCGUGGCAUCGUGCGCAACAAGGUUCUCACCUUCCUGCUGCCGCGCGAGAAACAGCUCCGGGAGCACUGCAAGCGGCUGGAGGACCUGCUGCUGGACAGGGGCCGUGACGCCCUACGUGCCACCAAGAAGAGCCAGGCUGACUGAGCCUCGUGGGUGGCACUAGCCAAGCACCAAGUUGAAGAUUUUUUUUUUUAAUGGAAGGAGAAACCCCAAGUCCCCACCCCCUUGUUUUCCCUUCCUCAUUUCCAUUGCUUUCCUUCUACCUAAAUAACACCUUGCUGAGAGGCAAAAAGACUUCAAUAUGUUUUUUUUGGUGAAAUUCCAUUUAUCCAGCAUUCUCAAGGAAGGAGGCACCCCAGUACUGAGUCAGGCCCCUGUAACUUUCACUUGAACUGUUUUCCUGUUUGUAAUGGUACUAUUGCUCAAUGUAUACCUUUUUAUUUGUAUAGUAUAUUCUUAAACUGAUUGUUUU